Molecule: messenger RNA, 831 nt
Organism: Colletotrichum chrysophilum
Lineage: Eukaryota; Fungi; Ascomycota; Sordariomycetes; Glomerellales; Glomerellaceae
Exons: 2
Coding region: 1-831 (276 amino acids)
Biological process (GO): proteasome-mediated ubiquitin-dependent protein catabolic process
Cellular component (GO): proteasome regulatory particle, lid subcomplex; cytosol; nucleus
Source: RefSeq, a predicted model, not a curated record
AUGGCCGACCGCAACCUCCAACAGAUCAUCACCACCCUCCGCCAAAAGGGCUCCUCCCUCCCCUUCGCCGAAUCUUCCGCCCUUCUCUCAAAGGCAAAGCUCCAACUCCUCCAGCUUAACGCCCUGACCCCCUCCGCCAAAUCUUCCUCCGACCUCCUCGCCCUAGCCCGCGAGACGUACGAGCUCGGCGCCCUCGCCUCCAUCCGCGCAAAGAACCCCGACGCCUUCACCCGCUACGUCCAGCAGCUCCAGCCUUUCUACGAGCUGCCCUCAAACCUCCUCCAGCCCAACCCUCCCGAGCAGAACAAGGUCACCGGCCUCUACCUCCUCCUUCUCCUCACCCAAGGUCGCUACGCCGAGUUCCACUCAGAGCUCGAGAGCCUGGCCAACCGCGAGGGCGGCGGCGACAGCAGCGCCGUUGAGGGUGACAGGUACCUCGGAUACCCCAUCCGUCUCGAGAGAUGGUUGAUGGAGGGAAGCUACGACCGCGUCUGGAACGCCCUCAAGAGCCGCGACGUGCCAAGCGAGGAGUACGCCGUCUUCUCAGAGAUUCUCACCUUCCAAAUCCGCUCCGAAAUCGCCUCAAGCAGCGAGCGCGCCUACCCCAGCCUGCCCAUCAGCUCCGCAAAGUCUCUUCUCUUCCUCGACUCCGAGGGCGAUGUCAUCUCCUUCGCCCAGCAGCGCGGCUGGAUCCUCAAGGACGGCCAGAUCCGGUUCCCCGACACGGCUGAGGCCACCGCCGCCGAGGACGGCACCCACGACAAGGAGAUGAGCCAGAUGGUGAUAGAGAACACGUUGGGUUACGCCAGGGAACUCGAGACCAUUGUGUAG